AUGGAGCCUUCUAGAACUCAGAGUCUACGAUCUCCGGACUCUCCAAAAGCCAGCAUACCUUCCGCCGGUUUUGACUAUGACGAGCAGAACUUCGUCAAUUUCGCCGAAGACACAUCUGCCAACCUGCCGUCGAGGCGCCCUUAUUUGCCUUCCGAACACGCAUCUGCUUCAACAACCGCUGACGAAACUAAUGCCCUGAGAAGCAAAUUCACUGAGCGGUUUGGAUCUGAUCGACCGGUAGGCUCUACGGUAUUUGAGCCACCUGAAGGCGAGAAUGGCGUUUCUGCUCGCAAAUUAAGCAUUGGAUGGAUGACUGAAGGUCGACGAAUUGGAUAUGGGUACACGCUUGUGCCACCAGACAACUCGAGCGACGGGCAUGAGCAAAUCUGUAACGGGCCUGCAUUAUAUGGGGGUUAUGGCUCCAUAAAAAAUAGCCCUAGUUGUUCAUUUGCGGGUAGUGUUAAGGGACGUUUUGAUAGGCAAGGUUCGCCUCUGCGAGGAAAGUCUAGUCGGGGCCCUUCAAAAACAAGCGAGUCGAGCUUCGAUAUAUCAACUAUUCUCCAGAAGUUGAACCUUCCCCGCUGGACUGGCGCGAACUUCACCCUUGGAUCAAGCAAUAACAGUGAUGCAGGGAGUUGUGGUUCCGGUGGCUCUUCUUUGUUUGGGAUUCUCUCAAACAAAAAGAAGGGCCACGAAGAAAUAGAGUCCAAUGUCGAUGCAGAUAACCCUUGGGAAUUCUGUUCUUGGGUUCGUCCGGUGCAGAACUCGGGCGGGCAACAAGCACCUCAGCAGGACAUUGUUCGGUCCCGCGAGCAUACAGAAGCACAGCUGAUAGAGAAAUUAGCGAUACUCCGCCGGAGGGGAGGUACAUGGGCAACCAAACGCAAGGUCUCAGAAAUUGCCCGUAGCCUUGAGAAACGGGCAGACCGCGCAGUCGCAAAAUUUGCGGCAUCAACAGACCACUUUCCUGUUGCGCAGCGAAAGACGACCCGAGUGUUGAGACUCAGGGGCCCCGGAAGCAAGGAACAACCGCGAGGGAUGCAUGUUGGCGGACCUACAUUCUCGGCAAAUCAAAUCGACGGCCUCCACCAGGCCCAGAAACCUCAGUAUCGGCCAUCCGAGCGAACGAGCUCAGGAAAAAGCUCGGGAGACUGGGACAGCCUGUAUGAAGAGUGUCUCGAAGAACACUCGAUCCUUGAAUAA
Molecule: messenger RNA, 1203 nt
Organism: Aspergillus puulaauensis
Lineage: Eukaryota; Fungi; Ascomycota; Eurotiomycetes; Eurotiales; Aspergillaceae
Exons: 1
Coding region: 1-1203 (400 amino acids)
Source: RefSeq, a predicted model, not a curated record